Messenger RNA from Mytilus trossulus (common blue mussel), 1076 nucleotides. Its product is annotated as inversin-like. The record is from RefSeq and is a predicted model, not a curated record. The transcript has 9 exons. The coding region runs from base 306 to 959 and encodes 217 amino acids. NCBI's taxonomy places the organism in Eukaryota, Metazoa, Mollusca, Bivalvia, Mytilida, Mytilidae. Gene Ontology annotation, biological process: positive regulation of transcription by RNA polymerase II. Gene Ontology annotation, molecular function: protein binding; transcription cis-regulatory region binding. Gene Ontology annotation, cellular component: nucleus.
UAUUUGAUAAUUGUCCAGUCUUUGUGUUUAAUGUCCAGUCCGUGUGACCAUUGUCCAGUCAAUGUGAUCCUUGCCAGUUGACUUCCUAUUAUAGUCAAGUCAAUCUCUGUCCAGUCAAGUUAUUCCUUGUCGGAGUUGUCCUGUCAAGUUGAUCCUUGUCCAGUGGAGUUGAUCCCUGUCCAGUCAAGUUGAUCCUUGUCCAGUCAAGUUGAACCUUGUCCAGUGGAUUUGUUCCCUGUCCAGUCAAGUUGAUCCUCGUCCAGUGGAUUUAAUCCCUGUCCAGGCAGGCUGUUGUUAUAGGAAAUAUGGAAGAUUGGAAUGAGAAACUCCUUGAAGCUGCUACAAUAGGAAGAGUAGCAGAAUUGAAGCUUUGCCUAGCAAACGGAGCUAACAUUGAUUAUCGAAAGGAGUAUGGAGGAUGGACAGCAUUAAUGUUGGCAGCCAGGUUUGGACAUGUGGAAGUUUGUCGACUUCUCCUGGAAAACAGAUGUGAAACAGAUAUCACAUCAGGUGGUGGAUGGACAGCAUUAAUGUUGGUUGCCAGGGGAGGACAUGUGGAAGUGUGUCGACUUCUCCUGGAGAACAGAUGUAAAACAGAUAUCACAGAUGUUAGAGGAUGGACAGCAUUAAUGUCGGCUGCCAGUGAAGGACAUGUGGAAGUGUGUCAACUUCUCCUGGAGAACAGAUGUAAAACAGAUAUCACAUAUGUAGAUGGAAAAACAGCUUUACAUCUGGCUGCUGAGUGGGGAUAUCUACAGACCACAAGAUGUCUUGUAGAAGAAGGAGAUAUCAGUCCCUUGGUUAAAACACAUCAGGGUAAGACUCCAUACGAUCUAGCAGCAGCAGGAAAAAAUGGGCAGUAUAAAGAAGUGAUGGAAUACUUACAGGUACAUAUACUUUUGAAUUACAUAUGCUUACACUUAGAACAAAUCAGGUACAAAACACAGUCUGUUAGGUAGAGGAUACACUUACCAGCAGUAAAACUAAACACUGUUGGGUUCCAGAUAGCGGGUUAUUUUCGCAGGGUGUUUAUUUUCGUUUAUUUUUGGCAGAUAAAUGAAAUUAGCAAACAAUGU